Messenger RNA from Aspergillus calidoustus, 3703 nucleotides. NCBI's taxonomy places the organism in Eukaryota, Fungi, Ascomycota, Eurotiomycetes, Eurotiales, Aspergillaceae. The record is from the annotation of a GenBank genome assembly.
AUAUAACAAAGUUCAAAGGAUUAUUUAUAAUCGCGAGUGAUAAUAAACCGGUUACCGUCCGGCGUCCAGACUUUUUGUACUUCUCGCGGGGCUAGCGGAUGCUACUUUAUCCUUGCAAGGCUAAUUCCCUCAGUUGCAGCGAUGGCGGCAACAACGUCCUUGCAGAACGCCACUGCCCGGAGGUUUCUUCAAAGUUAGCAAUCUCGCCUGUUGAGUUUUCAGAAAUGUUUCACAUGUAAGCAAUGUUGUCAGUUGAUAUUCAUCUAUGCUGAACGGCUUUUUGCAACAUCCCUGAAUAACCGCAUUUAUCCUCUACAUAGCCUGCAGGCCCUGUAGGUAAUCGAAUAUCCUAAUCGAAAUUGGCCUGAUAAAAUGCUCAGUGCGCCCAUGGUUCACAGCUUCGCGUCCAUGGGCUGAUUUUGCUAGUCAAAGGCGAGACCCCACGAUCCGGCGGCGACUGUAAGCGGGUCGCGCAUUCCGGGCUCCUCCAUAAUCCAUACAAGAACACCCUCAAAUGCGCGAUGGUGACAGCACUCCUUUCGAGAUCGCGCUGUGUUUGAAAGAUUUUUCCAAGUUCCACGUGCAUAACCGUCGCGUGUCGACGAUAUCGGGUUGAACGCUCGAGAUGUGCUCUCCCCAUGUGGAUGAUUUCUCGAGGCCAUAAGCUUUAAAAGAGUCCCGCCAACUUGGAGGACUUAGUUCACCCUUCCUUCGCACUAGCCCAGCUUACCUUAGCCCUGCCAUAAAUUUUUAUCGUGAAACUGUCAUAGAAUUGUCUUAUCGGUUACUGCUCCGAACAGCGCACUAAUUCCUUGCAUCCACGAUAACUUGCAAUCUUUCAUACCUCUGUUGCCGCUCCUCCAGCACCUGCCCAACGCAGCGCACGGAGAACAGUAUCCGGGGUAGUUCUUUUGCGGAGAACGAGACACGGAGCUUGCACUCUGAAUCCGUGGGGAAUCUCUGUACUCCGAGUAAAAGAGCAUUCUAUUAUCAAAUCUCAAGCGUCGAGGAACACCUUCGCCAGAUAACCUGGCCGCCAUCUGCUCAAGCUCCCCCUUUAGGAUUAGCUCGAAUGUGCUUUCUUUUGCCUCAGGCCAAUGAGCAGUCCCUUGCGACCCGCUCUGGUCUCACGCCGCCACCACGGGCAGGGCUGUAGUUGGUGGUGAUUGGCCAGAGAUGGAAAUCUCCCUCCGAACCUUCCAUGUGUCCCCCAGCUGUAACCUGAAACGGAGCAGUGCACGCAUUCUAUAAACUCUCCUGCUGCUCCUGAUUGUCCAUUCUGCUCACUGUGAAGGGCUUCCUUUCUUCUUUUCUGCCCCGUCUUCUUCCAGAAGCCAGGCCUGUCAAUAUUUUGCAUCUUGUCCUGUAUCAGCUACAGGCAGGCGGUUUGGGAUUUGAGACUCCUCCCGCCACCGGCUUUGGAUCUUAUCAAGUUCCGGACCAAGUUUCCGGGCCCUUUUAAGCUCCCCGCGAACCUGAACCGACCGCGUUUUUGACUUCCACUCUCGCACAAUGGCGACCGAACACCCGGAGAAGAAAGGAGUCGUCGAUGCCGCCUCGACAGAGGAACAGCGCUCCUCCAUGGAAUUGGUCAACGCCUCUGGGCAUCGUCAGGAGCUUCAGCGUAACUACAGUCUGCUGAGUAUCUGUGCUCUCGCCAUCACAACCGGAAACACAUGGAUUGCCCAAGGAGGAAGUGUGGCCGUCGCCCUGUACAAUGGAGGGCCGUCGGGUGUUAUCUAUGAAUUCAUCGCCGUCUCGCUCUGCUACUGGAUGAUAGCUGCUUCGAUCGCUGAACUGGCUUCAGGGAUGCCUUCUGCUGGUGGAGUUUAUCACUGGGCUUCUGUGACUGCUGGAAAGUAUGGUCGUGUCUGUGGAUUUUUCGCCGGCUGGUGGAACUGUUUGGCUUGGGUCCUUGGAGGUGCUUCGGUAUCUGCAAUUUUGGGACAGCAGACGGUUUCCAUGUAUGCGCUGAUGCACCCCGGGUUCGAGUUGAAGGCGUGGCAUGUCUUCAUCAGCUUCAUCAUCUGCACAUGGCUCUGCUGCUCCAUUGUGCUGUUCUUGAAUCGCUUCCUGCCCCAGAUGAACAACAUCGGAGGAUUCUUAAUCUUGUCUGGUGUGCUCAUCACAAUCAUCGUCUGUGCUUGCAUGCCUCAUGUCAAUGGUAUUCCCUAUGCCACUGACGAGGAGGUUUGGCGCACUUGGUCUAAUCAAACCGGAUACUCGAGCAAUGGUUUCGUGUUCGUUGCUGGUAUGCUUAACGGUGCCUACAGUGUCGGAACGCCCGAUUGCUCGACUCAUCUUGCCGAGGAAAUCCCCAAGCCCAGCAGGAACAUUCCCAAGGCUGUCUUGGCUCAGGUGAGCGUCGGUUUCAUCUCGGGUCUGCUCUACAUGAUUGCUUUGUUCUAUGCCGUCCAUGAUAUCCAAGGUGUCUUGGACAGCGCUUUUCCUCUCGCUGAGAUCUACAGACAAGCCAGUGGCUCCAGGGGCGGUGGCCUCGGACUGCUGAUUGUGACCUUCCUUCCUACCGUCAUCAACUGCGCCGGCUGCUAUAUCACCGCCGGUCGCACACUGUGGACCCUCGCCCGUGACCGCGCAACCCCCUUCCCCGACUGGAUCGGCCACAUCAACACCGAGAUGCACAACCCUUUCAACGCCACCCUUAUCUGCGGCGGCGUCAUCACCAUCCUAGCCUGCAUCUACGUCGGCUCUACAACCGCCUUCAACGCCUUCGUCGGCUGCUUCGUGCAGCUGUCCUCACUUUCCUACUUCGCCGCCAUCUUCCCACACGUUCUCAGCCGCCGCUCGUCCUUUGUCCGCGGCUACUUCUGGAUGGGCCCCAUCGGCUACGUGAUCAACGUCCUCAGCUGCAUCUACAUUAUCGCGUUCGUCGUGAUCUUCUGCUUCCCCUUCGCUUUGCCGACAGACGCCGCCUCGAUGAACUACGCUUCGCUAAUGACUGGCGGUCUCACCAUCUUCGUCGCCAUCUGCUGGUUCUUCAAAAUGGGAUCCUAUGAAGGGCCCAAGUUCGUCCCGCUGACCGACCGGGCUCUGGCGGAUGAUGCCAAAUAAACGCCCUCCCAUCUUUCAUUCUUUCGUUCGGUGGAAGCUGGUGGCUUGUACGAAUACGGGUAUAAUACAAAAUCUAGCUUAGUUAUAUACCUGGCUGGCGAUUUAGACCUGAGGUGUUGAAUCUAAAAUCACUUCAGUUGUUACGAUACACUUUAUAUACCUAUUUAUUCGCUGUACGCGAACCUUUAAUGGACCGAUGUCUAUCUUUAUAAUUAAUCAAACUACUCCGACUAUUAGCUGCUUCUUCCUGUUCCAUACUAUGGAUGUCCAUCUCUUGGUCGUUUCUUCCCCGUAUAGUUUAUUACUUGAGUAAGGAACGCGCGACCCAAGGCCUAGAGAUGUGCCUUCCUAAAACAUAACAGGAAGGAGCGAUUGGAGGAGCUGGAUCGUUCCUUCCUUGCUCGAGUAACUGACUAUGUAGGGAAGGAACGGCCAGCACCAUCAACCACGCCUUCCUGUUUUAUAUUAGGAAAGAGUGUCUUCCGGGGUCGUGCCUUCCUUAUAUAACCAACCGAGUAUAAGUAAGGAACGACCCAACGCCCCAAUUCUACCUGCUCCUUCCUAUUCUAUUUUGGGGAGACACGUCUCAUGUAGGUAGUCGCUUCCAUAUAUUCGAUUUAUUUCUAAGAGG